Talaromyces marneffei is the source of this 1260-nucleotide messenger RNA. RefSeq lists its product as uncharacterized. The record is from RefSeq and is a predicted model, not a curated record. Gene Ontology annotation, molecular function: flavin adenine dinucleotide binding; electron-transferring-flavoprotein dehydrogenase activity. NCBI's taxonomy places the organism in Eukaryota, Fungi, Ascomycota, Eurotiomycetes, Eurotiales, Trichocomaceae. The transcript is spliced from 3 exons. The coding region runs from base 1 to 1260 and encodes 419 amino acids. Gene Ontology annotation, cellular component: cytoplasm.
AUGUUUCUCCUUGAAAGAAUCAGAUUCGGCCUCAAAUUCCUCCGCAUCGCAAUCCCAGUCGUCCUCACCGUAAUCCAUCAACGCAUUCUCGCCUUCCACCACAAAUGGACAUACCACUCCGUCCCAGCCCCAAAGGACAUCGUCGUCCUCGGCGGCUCAUUCACAGGCAUCCAACUUGUGCGACGACUACAAGAAAGUGUACCCACGGGAUACCGCGUAACCCUAAUUGAGAGAAACUCUCAUUUUCAUUAUCUAUUCAAUUUCCCGCGAUACUCCGUUAUGACGGGUGGGAGGGAGAGGUAUGCGUUUGUCCCGUUUGAUGGGAUCGCUGCUACAGCGCCGAAUGGAGCGUUUCGCUAUGUCCAGGAUACCGCUGUCAGCAUCAAGGAUGGAAAGGUAUACCUAGAGUCUGGGAAGGUCAUUGAGUAUGCAUAUCUCGUAAUUGCAACGGGAUCAAGAGGGUCUGUUCCUGCGAAAUUGACUUCUACAGAGAUUGACGAUGCUUGUAAAGAGAUGCAAGGCGUUCAGGAAAGUAUACAAGCAGCCCAGCGAAUUGCAGUUGUCGGUGGUGGUGCGGUGGGCAUCGAGUUGGCUGCUGAUAUUAAGAGCUUUUAUCCGAGAAAAGAUGUUACGAUUGUGCAUUCUAGGGAGCGGUUGUUGUCGAGGUUUAGACCGAGGUUACAUGAUUAUGUGUAUAAGAAUUUGAAGGACAUGGGGAUCAAUAUCAUAUUGAAAGAGAGGCCUCAGGUCACGAAGGGGAAGAAUUGUCUUACGUUUUUGAAUGGUGAAACGCAAGAAUACGAUCUCAUCCUGCCCUGCGCUGGCCAAACCCCGAAUUCCGAUAUAAUAAAAGGCCUCGCUCCAGAAGUCAUCUGUCCAAAAACAAGCCACAUUCUCGUUAAACCCACCUUGCAAAUUGACACGGGCUCAGCGAACAGGUAUCCAAACGUCUUCGCUAUGGGCGAUGUAGCCGAAACAGGUGGCUCCAGAAUGGCGAGUGCGGGUUUCUUUCAGACAGAAACUAUUUUGCAGAAUAUAUACGCCAUGGUCCGUGGACAGACACCAUCGACCGCCUAUAAGCCUUGUCUGGUUAUUGAGGGGAGACUGAAGUUGAGUUUGGGAAAAGAUGAAGGGGUGCUGUACAUUGAAGAUGACGAUGGCACCGAUAUGUUGACCCCGACCAAGUUGAAGUUGUUGGAUCUGGGAAUAGAAGAAGCGUGGACAGUUUUGUAUCUGAGGUUUCCGGGGAAGUUGAUUUGA